Rubroshorea leprosula is the source of this 431-nucleotide messenger RNA. The record is from the annotation of a GenBank genome assembly. Lineage: Eukaryota; Viridiplantae; Streptophyta; Magnoliopsida; Malvales; Dipterocarpaceae.
AUGCCUUCCUUGAUCCUUUUGUUGUUGCACACAAUAUCACUGUCAGUUAUUGAAUCUUUCGGUGAUGUACCGCCCAUGCUGACCAGCUGUAGCAAAGCUCUUCUUCUUCCGCUCGUCGUUCCUGUCACCGGCUUCGGUAUUUCUGCUUUCUUUUCUUCUGUUAUCUUGAAGCUUUUGAUGGGGCUUUUAGGAGUUUUAAGCCCACACCUCCCUUGGACGUCCGGUUCACUUUCUCCUUUGGCCGAAUGGGCCUUGCUUUUGCUAGCAAGUGGGCUUUUGGAUUGGGCUGUUUCUUGGACAACCCCUUCGUCUGGUGAUGGAAUUCUGCUGAAGCUGGUAUGGCUCCCAUUUGCACGCUCCUCUCUCUGUUUUCCUUGAAUGUGAUUAGACAGAAAGUCCUCAAUUUCUUUGCUUUCCUCAAGAAAUGUCUU